Molecule: messenger RNA, 5288 nt
Organism: Ostrea edulis (European flat oyster)
Lineage: Eukaryota; Metazoa; Mollusca; Bivalvia; Ostreida; Ostreidae
Product: importin-4-like
Exons: 28
Coding region: 57-3317 (1086 amino acids)
Biological process (GO): protein import into nucleus
Cellular component (GO): cytoplasm; nucleus
Molecular function (GO): small GTPase binding; nuclear import signal receptor activity
Source: RefSeq, a predicted model, not a curated record
GCUCUUUCUGAAAGAAAGGUACAUUUGGUACACGAAAGGGUGACAGACUUGGAAGCAUGGCAUCGGGCCUAGAGGAAACCCUAAGCAGGCUUUUACUGCCGGAUAAUAACACGAUCAAACAGGCUACACUGCAGCUGAAGGAAAUUUUCAAAGAUCCCAACAUUGUGCCAGGCUUAUGUCAGAUACUAGGUUCCUCGCAGUCGGCUCAGGUCAGACAAUUAGCAGCAGUUCUGUUAAGAAGAAAAGUACAGAAAGGGCGACAUUGGAGAGCAUUGCCUGACAAUGUUUGUCAAAACAUCAGAGAAAACAUUCUGCAGCUGCUGUUACAAGAACCAGAGAAAUUUGUAAGGAAUUCCAUUGCCCAGGUUGUAGCUAUGGUGGCCAAACAUGAUUUACCUAAAAACCAGUGGCCUCAGUUGUUCCAGUUCAUCCUAUCUUACACCAAGAGUCAGAGCAGCAGUGAGAGAGAGAUUGGUAUGUUUGUCCUGUACUCGGUGUCAGCGGCUGCCGCGGAACAGCUGAAGCCCCACCUAGUGUCCAUGUUACAACUUCUCAACGAGGUUAUUCAGGACUCAGAAAACCGACUUGUUCCAUACUAUGCCAUAAGGACUAUCACAGAAAUCAUAUUCUUCAUUGGAGAUGAUGAAGUGAAAUAUAUCCAGAAUGUGAUUCCGCGUAUGUUACAAGUUGUCCAAGACCUUAUUCCAGUAGAUGAGGACCAGGCUUGUGAACUGAUGGAAGUAUUCGAUGAAAUGUUGGAAUGUGAAGUCUCCAUCAUUGUUCCGCAUAUUAAAUCUACGCUGGAAUUCUGUCUGCAGAUUGCCAGUCAUACGGAUCUAGGAGACAGUAUUAGAGUGAAAGCCAUGUCCUUUGUAGCAUCUCUAGUCAGACAAAAAAAGAAGGCCUUCCUGAAACAUAAGAUGGUAGACCCUGUUUUGUCAGUGCUGUUUCCAGUCAUGUGUAAUGGCAGUGAAGACGAUGAAGAUGAGGAUGAUAUAGAUGAUGCUGAAUGUAGGAUUCCAUCCAUGUACGCCCCACAGGUGAUAGACACCAUGGCCAUCCAUUUGCCACCAGACAAGGUCAUCCCUAAUGUUAUCAAGCUGGUGGAACCCAAUAUAGCUAGUGACCAGGCCUCCCACCGCCGUGCCAGUUUUCUCUCCUUAGCUGUUGUUGUAGAGGGAUGUGCAGAUUACAUCAAACAGAGACAUCUACAAGCCCUUCUUCAGUGUGUUGUUAAGGGGCUGAAUGACCUAGAUUCUGGGGUUCGAAAUUCUGCCCUUUUUGCUCUGGGGCAAUUUUGUGAACACUUGCAGCCUGAGAUCACGUCUUUUUCAUCUGAGUUGCUCCCCUUGUUGUUUCAAUACCUCAGCAAAGCCUCACAAGAAGCAGACAAGAAUCCCAAAGGACUAACAAAGAGCUACUAUGCUCUGGAAACUUUCUGUGAAAAUCUGGAUAAAGAUAUUUUGCCAUAUCUUCCCACUUUGAUGGAACACAUGUUGAUGACAUUGAAAACCUCUACCAGUACCAGACCCAAGGAACUGGCUAUUAGUGCUAUAGGAGCCACAGCCAAUUCUGCCAAGGAGUUACUAAAACCUUACUUUGCUGACAUCAUAGAGCAGUUUAAACCCUACCUGGUUCCGCAUUCAGAAGCAGGUGGCAUGUCGGAGGAGGACAUGAGAAAGCUACAAAUUCAGACCUUGGAUACCUUGAGUGUCAUCGCUCGAUGUAUUGGAGAGGACACGUUUACCCCCAUAGCCAAAGAAUGCGCUGAUUUUGGAAUUGGCUUGCUUAACACUGUAGAUGAUCCAGACCUUCGUAGAUGUGUGUAUGGUCUAUUUGCUGCGUUGUCGGUCAUCAUGAAGAAAGACAUUGCUGUCUAUCUGGAAGUUCUGGUCACUUUUAUGAUAGGAUCCUUAAAUUCAACCGAAGGAGUGCAGGCACAUUAUAAGGAGGAUGAAGACCAGGUUGCCAUCUUCAAUGAGGAAGACUUGUGUGAUGAGGAAGACAUUGCAGAGGAGGAUGAAGAUGAUAAUGAAGAUCAGAAAAUUCAAGGAAUCAGUGUGAAAAAUGAAUUUUUGGAUGAGAAAGAAGAUGCCUGUACCUCACUGGGAGAACUGGCAGGGAACACAGGGGCAGUAUUCUUUCCCUUCUUGGAGCAGUCAUUUAAGGAAGUCUUGGAGAUGAUUGAAUACCCAGCACCAGGAGUAAAGCGAGCAGCCAUUGCUGCUGUUGGACAGAUGUGUAUAUGUGUUCACAAGGCCAACCAAGAGAUGCAUUCUUCAGAGACUCAAUCGGCACUCUCUAACAUGCUGUCAGUCGUUAUCCUCAAGCUGCUAGCUGUGACCGGAGAGGACAUUGACAGUAUGGUUGUGAUGACAGCCAUUGACACUAUGUAUGAAAUGUUGGACAAGAUUGGACAACCGGUCAUACAAGUUCAGGGUAUUUCUGAUGCCAUAUUGACACGGAUGAAGGAAGUGUUCACCCACAAGCUGGCCUGUCAGGAUCAGGAUACAGAAGAGGAUGAUGAGGAGGCGGAGUUUGAUGGGAUGUUGAUCGAGUCGGCGGGAGAUGUGUUGCCAGCUAUGGCUAAACUACUUGGUGGACAAACCUUUAUGCCGUUUUUCAGUAGUUUCUUAACAGAUCUUCAAAAACGCCUGAAAGAAACUAGCUCAGUAUCAGAGAGGUCAUUUUCAAUAGGAACCAUAGCUGAAAUAAUCCAAGCAGCAGGCAGUGCCACUGUUCCUUUCCUACAAAAGUUGUAUCCCUUGUUUAUAAAGUUUGUGAAGGAUUCGGAUGAAGAAGUCUGCAGCAAUGCUGUGUUUGGAUUGGGUUGUUUAUGUGCAAGCUGUGGGAAUCAUCUCACUGGACAAUACCCAGAAAUACUAAAGAUUCUGCUUGAAACUAUGAACAAAUCCUCUAAUGAACGAGUCCAUGAUAAUGUAUGUGCUGCCACCUGUAGGAUGAUCAUGACGGGUACAAGUUCCCUGCCCCUAGAUCAGGUUUUGCCAACAGUUCUACAGUGUUUGCCGCUGAAGGAGGAUUUUGAGGAAAAUAAGACUGUCUUUGAAUGUAUAUGUCAGCUGUAUGGAAGAGGGGAACAAGAGCUUUUGAAACAUAUUCCAAAACUGUUGACAGUAGUUGCACAAGUUGUUGGCACAGAUCAAAUAAAGCAAGAUACACAAGGUCUCCUGAUACAUUUUGUAAAGGACCUCCAUACCAAGUUUCCAGCGGAAUUCCAAGCUGUGCAGGGAUCCUUUACUCCGGACCAGACAAGACGGAUUCAGCAUUGUUUAGAGUAUACCAAUGGAUCACCCUAAUCAUGUUCUGCCGUUUUAAUCAGAUGUCUUUAUUAAGACCACUAAACUUUUUUCUUUUACGGUGUUUGUAUUAGGUAGCGCUUUAAUAGAAUUGAACAUGUAGAUUUUAAUGUGGAUGUCCCCUUUCCCUUUGUUUCUAAGUAUUAAUUACUUCAUUAGGAUAUGAAAUGCACCUGCACCAAAAUUUUUCUGUGAAUGUCUAAGGUUAACAAACAGUGUAAUGUGUUGAUUUUAUUUAUGUAUCGAUUCAAUGUAAAUGUAUGUGAAACAGGAUUCUUAUCAAUUUACUGUACUUUAUUAUAACAAAUUUAAUAUUAACUCAUGUAGUGCAAUAUUUAUGGUAUGAUUAUUGUUAAAAUGUAUUUAAUAUAAUAUUAUCUUGUAUCUAAUACAAAUUGUGAAUUAUUGAAUAAGUUUUUGAAAUUUGAAGUAUUAUUGAUUGCAAAUUCGUAUUUUUUUCUGUAUGUCAAAUGAAUAUAAAAUAUGAGGAGGGGGGGGGGGGGGGGGGGUGAGAAGUGGAAUGGCCGAGUUGCUUCUUGUAAGUGAAUUGUACAUUGUACGUGCAUAUGAACAGGAAAUACAAAGUAGCUAACAAAUGUUUGAGAAUAAUAUACUCUCACCUGUAUGAGUAAUUUUAAAAUGUUUUUAGAAACUUCUGCGAUGUAGAUGUGGGCAUUUUUCAGAUGUCUUGUAUUGAAUAUGAAGUUGGCCUUCGGUUGGUGCAUUGGGUGCUGUGGGGCUCGUGCGAUAACGGGUUGUUUUUGUUUUGUUGUUUGAUGUUUGUUGAUGAAGUUUUUUCGCAGUGUCCCCAUUAUUGACUUUAGCCAAUGUUUUAAUGUUAAAGAGAGCUUUGUCAUACAACAUGAUUUCACCAUUUGAUGUACUUGCCCUGUAUGGAUGUUUUGGCAUAAGAUGGAUACGGAAAAGAGGAUAUAUUAUUCUUAAAGAUGUACAUACAUGCACUGUAUGUCAUUAGACCUUUUCUACCAUGUGUGAUCUUUCAUCAGAAAAAGAAAAUAAAUAUCUUUCCCAAGCUAGUUUAAUUUAAACAUUUUUUAUUGAGAAACUCCAUAGGAUCGGGCAACAGGUAUAGCAUAUGUAGGUCCUCUCCCAAUUUUUCCCAAGCUAGUGAUUGCCUUAAUGCAAAUAUCAAAAUGAUGACGAAUUAAUACACGUAGAUUAGAGAUGGAAUACACCCUAGUUGUAGAACUAAUGAAAUAAUGUAAAGCUGUUGUGAAUAUUAAUAUUUGCAAACCUCAAAAUUACAGAUACAUGUAGGUCCUCAGUAAGUAUAUGUAUUGCAUGAAUGUAAUGCAUAUGUAGGGGUUAGUAUAGUGUUCUUGCUAUUUCUUUGCUGAUUGUGAUGGGAAGCCUGAAUUUAUUAGAAAAUAACGAGAUCACUUUAACAAAGUGUUCAUUCAAUGUACACAGUAUAUGUGUUGUACUAAGAGUCUUGCUUAGAUUAAGUUUGGACUGUUAAAAUUCUUUCAUAUCUCUCUCUCUCUCUCGCUGACAAAACCUGUGAGGACGUUCUCACAAUUUAUAGGAGAGAAUACACGUAUUAUAAAGGGAAUAAAAUGUAUUUAUUUUUAGUAUUUAUAGGGACAUCUAUAAAGUUUAUUCCGUGAAAUUGUAAAGAGAACAUCAGAUGGGACAGGUCGUCGCUAGUCUGAUGUCUACCACAUUCUGUUGGUCACUUAUAAAGGGAGAUAACUAAGGACAGAAUAUUUGUCCCCAUUAUACGCUUCCAUCCUCACAAAUGGGUAGAAACUGUCGUCACUUUACAUGUUCUAUCAACCGUUUCUCAAUGUUCCUCUCAUUGUAUGUCAAUACCUGUAAGAUAGUCUUGUUAUCGAGUCAAACGUCUUACUAUGAUAAUGAAGUCCUGAUACGAGGUUAUUUCAGUUCACUAUCCAUGUUAUAAUGAUUAUUAUGACAUUGUUGCUUUUAUCAUUAAAAAGAAAUGCUGGU